UGGAAGAGGAUGCUCGUGACAAGAACAUGCUGUUACAUAAAUUAGCUACAUAGAUUAGCUACAUCCAGGGAUUUACAAAUCUUUAUUUUUAAAAUGCAGACAAGCCAUAGAUAUUAAUGAUGUCAGAAGAAUAUAUAUCGGUGCUACCUGGAAUUGUCCAAAUACCGGAAUGGGAGCUGUUUGUCUGACAGGGUGUCUUUGAAAAAACACAUCAGUAACUAAAUAAGUGUCCUUUGCAACAAGCAUUUCCAGGAAGAUUCACAACAGGCUGAGAAACCUAAAGGGAAAAAACAGAAAGUCACCAAGUACAGCCAGUGUUACUGAGCAGAGCUUGCAGCUGAACACAGCAACCGCACGAGAGCAACCUGCUAGCACGGUCAGAGCCAGUGGUGAGAUCGUCUGACAACAGCACAGCAGAAUCUGAACAUUCAGCAGCCAAAGCAGAUACCAAACAAAUGUUGCCAACAACAUGAGACUGUCUCUGGGCUCAGAUGGAUCAGACAGCAGGUCUGAUCUGGCCCAGCACUCAGGAUAAGGACUAAGAACACAGAGCAGUGAAAAAAGAGGGAUGCUGCUGAGUUGCUGGGGGAGGGAGGAAGUUGGCAGCGACCCAUCGUUGUUUGCAAUAUAGAGAGGAUAAGAAUAUUUGGAGGAAGCUGGUGGCCUGUGGAAGCAGGGGGAGGCAAACCCCAACACACUGUUCCAGUUUUCUCUCUGGGCUGAGACUCUUCUGUUGCCUCCUCUUUUGUCCCUCUCUGAGGGUUGUGAAGACCACUGGCCACGAAGCGCUUCGCAUAUCCUAGGACAGCUGCCCUCACAUGAGGUCUAAAAGGAUGAGCGGCAGUUUAACACUGGCUGGGGCCCUUUGGGCUUUCCUAUCCUUUCUCACAGCGGUUGCUAGCUCAGCCAGCUACUUUAUGCCCUAUUGGCUCCUUGGUUCUCAGCUGGGGAAGCCGGUUUCAUUCGGCACUUUCCGCCGGUGCACAUACCCAGCUCGGACAGAGGAGAGGCACCUGGUGAUGGUUGAAGAGUGUGGGAGGUAUGCCAGUUUCAGGGCCAUCCCCAGCUUAUCCUGGCAAAUCUGCACGGUAGUGAUGGGCAUUGGCUGUGCCUUGCUGCUCCUGGUGGCGCUAGCAGCUGUCCUGGGUUGCUGUGUGGAAGAGCUCAUCUCUCGGAUGAUGGGACGCUUCAUGGGGACAGCCCAGUUUGUAGGAGGGCUGUUGAUAAGCUCAGGCUGUGCUUUGUAUCCCUUAGGAUGGAACAGUCCAGAAAUACAGCAGACAUGUGGGAAUGCCUCCAAUCAAUUUCAGCUAGGAACCUGCAGGCUUGGCUGGGCAUAUUACUGCAUGGGAGGUGGGGCAGCUGCAGCCAUGCUGAUCUGUACCUGGCUCUCAUGCUUUGCUGGAAAAGAUCCCAAACCUGUAAUGCUGGUGAGGAGCAUCAUGCAGAGUGCAAACCCUUAUGGCGUUGAGCUCGAGUGCUGCCUGAAACAAUGAAUUUUCCCGGACACUCUCCUGAAACAAAGGAGGAACAUAGAGCACAUUGUUCAAACAUCUCUGACUGAUACAUGUGGACCCCUCCUUUUCCGUCAACAGCAGGGGCCAAAGACUUCUCCCAACUACAGUUCCAUAUCUGGGUUAACUACAUUCAGGUGGGGUUGCUCUAGGAUUUACACUGGUGUAGCUAAGAGCACAGUUUAGCUUGGAAACAAAUGCAGUCUCCUUGAGGACCAGGUCCAAAGAACAAGAGGCCAAUUUCAUCUGCAAUUCCCUUGAAAUCAGGGGAGUGAAUUUGAUCCAAAGAAAAUAAGAAUUAAUUUCAUACGUUUUCUGAAUGUAAGAGAUAUCACCUAAGUCUUAUCUAGCACUUUUCCCCAGGAGAUCUGAAAGCAUUUUACAAAUGAGGGCAAUAUCAUAACCCAUUUUACAGAUGGGAAAACUGAGGGACAGAGAGUUGAAGUAACUUGCCAAAGGACAUGCAGUAUGUCAGAGCCCAUUUAUUCUAAGUCACUAGCCAAUGCGCUAUUGACUUGAUCACACUGCUAAAGCAUAGCUUAUACUGAGUAGUGUGCUUCAGGCUGCUUUGCUGGCUGGCUAAACCAAGUUAUGGUUGCUUUACAUUGCUGGAGCAGUACAGUGAAAUCCGGGUCCUGUGUGUAGGGUUUAUCCAAAAUGUCCCAGGCUAGGACAAGGCUGUAGCAUGAAGAAGGAGCUGAUGAAGCCUUUUUCCUCAUUUGUUGCAUCCAACCUUAAAUAUAGGACUGUCUCCCUUCCCAAACCUAGUGAAGAGGAAGAGUUUGUCCAUCUAAGGGUAUUGUAGACAUAACCUAACAAAUGCACCCAAGAUGGAGUUAAGAUAAAGCUGGCACUGAAUGAUUGUCCUGUAGCAAUGUUGAGUUCUGAUCUGACUGAGUUCCUCACCAUGGCUCUUGCAAGGCCUCAGAAAUUUGAAGAUGGUCUCCAGAGUAUGGUCAUCUUAGGACCACUGAGCACUUCUUCAGCACCAUAUACUGCACAGGUCAAUAAAGGGCAUGGUCUGGGCUUAAAAAUGUGUGUAUGUCUUACACCAGGCAGGAGAACAGGCUGGAAAAAAAACCUUCUGUGUUUGCAUUUAUAGUCCUGUUGUAAUGUCUUUGUAAAUAAAGGUUUGUGACCACUAUCACCCAUUUGUGUGAAACCCAUGUUGAUUGCUGUAUAUUUCACCCAGCAUUAAAGAAGUUUAUUGUCAUCUAA
This is a messenger RNA of Pelodiscus sinensis (Chinese soft-shelled turtle), 2732 nucleotides long. The record is from RefSeq and is a predicted model, not a curated record. NCBI's taxonomy places the organism in Eukaryota, Metazoa, Chordata, Testudines, Trionychidae.